UCUUCUUCAUCACAACCCAAAACACUUUGAUUUACAGAGAGAUAUUCAAUAUCCCAUUCACUACUCAGUAUCAGUUCUUUUACUGUUGAUUGUUGUUUGAGUUUUGGAGGAAGAAAAUUAAGAAGAUGAGUCAUAUGGGGAAAGCUUGGAUAGUGGCAGCAAGCGUGGGAGCAGUGGAGGCACUCAAGGAUCAGGGCUUCUGCAGAUGGAAUUACACUAUGAGGUCUAUUCACCAGCAUGCCAGGAACAGCCUCAGGUCUUUUUCUCAGGUCAAGAAGCUCUCUUCCUCUUCCGCCAUGGUUUCUAGCAGAGUGAGAGACGAGAAAGCAAAGCAAUCAGAGGAGUCUCUGAGGACUGUCAUGUACCUGAGCUGCUGGGGACCCAACUGAGGAAGCAGAUCUGGAUAUGAAGAUGAUGAUCAUCCUACCACUGAAUCUUCCAUGGAGGGCAUAUCCCAAGAAAGUGAUAAGAACAAUCUUAGGCCCCUCUCUCAAGCUAGGAGCCUCUCUUCUUCUUCUUCCUAUAAGAUGGGUGUGAAGAGUAGUGGGGAAGAUGAGAAAAGGAAGAAGAAGACACAGAAAACAUUGGGGAAAGUCAUGCACUAGAGCUCCUGGGUCCCCAGUGGAGCAAUGGAUACAGAUUUUGCGGUGCAAUAUAAGAGUAAAAAUUUUGUAGACAACUGCAGAAAGAUGUGAUGAUCUUCAUGCGUACUUCAAAAAAAUGAAAUCAGAUAUCAGAUUUAUUAUCAUAA
This is a messenger RNA of Vitis vinifera (wine grape), 751 nucleotides long. RefSeq lists its product as uncharacterized. The record is from RefSeq and is a predicted model, not a curated record. Bases 126 to 389 code for a protein of 87 amino acids. The transcript has a single exon. Lineage: Eukaryota; Viridiplantae; Streptophyta; Magnoliopsida; Vitales; Vitaceae.